CAUAUUUUGAUGACGUUUAUAGCAUUUCCGUAUCUUGUAAACAAAUAGUUUGUCGUGACAGGUUCAAAACUUUAUUCCUUACCCCAAAGUUUUGAAAAUGUCCCAGCAAGGCGCUGCUCUUCAGAGCUAUAAUAACGAAUUAGUAAAAUGCAUUAAUGACCUUUGUGCAAAGAGGGAUGAAGUCCACAAGCAGAUUCUUCAAGAAGAAGAGGAGAAACAAAAACUGCAAAAUGACAUUCGAAUCCUGACAGAGCGCCUGGCAAAGGUCAAUGAGAGCCUCAGUAAAAAGAUGGCUUCAAGAAAUGAGUUCGACAAAACCAUCGCUGAAACUGAGGGUGCAUACAUGAAGAUACUGGAAAGUUCACAGACCCUUUUGAACGUAUUAAAGAGAGAGUCACAGAGUUUAAGAGAAAAGUCUACAGCGAAGUCUAGUGCAGCACCAAUGUCCUGAUGUAUAAAUCGUGCUUCUAAUCCUGCCCCUUUCACUGAUAUCACUUGUUGAUGUUGAUGAUGUAAAACCUCCUUCACAGAAACUAAAACCCUGCAGUCUUUAUUUAUUAAUGUAUUACAGGCAUUUGGCUGAAAUUGAUGCCAUAUUAUAGCAUUUCUUAUAUGACAAAGUUAUUGCAUUGUGUUUGAAUUGUUAUGCCCCUGAAGGUGCGCAUAUAGUGAUUGCACUGUCUGUCUGUCUGUCACACUUUAAAAAAAAAUGCUCAUAACUUCUUUGUCGCUUCAGAUAUAACCUUCAUAUUUGGUAUGCAUGUGGACAAGGCCUUACCAUACGCAUAAAAAUUUUUACCCCUUUGACCUUGAUCUUAAACUUAGGGUCCGCGUUUAGGUUUCGAAAUCUGCUUUUCGCUUCAGAUGUAACCUUCAUAUUUGGUAUACAUGUGUAUAUGGACAAGGCCUUUCCAUACGCACACAAAUUUUGACCCCCUUGACCUUGAACUUAGGGUCUGCGUUUAGGUUUCAAAAUCUACGUUUAGAUUUCAAAAAUGCUCAUGACUUCUAUGUCGCUUCAGAUGUAACCUUCAUAUUUGGUAUUCAUGUGUAUAUGGACAAGACCUUUCAAUAACCAAAAAAAAUUUUGACCCCUGUGACCUUAACCCUUGGGCCUGUGUUUAGGUUUUGAAAUCAGCGUUUAGGUUUUGAAAAAUGCUAAUAUAACUCUGUGUCUCUUGAAGUAUAACCUUCACAUUUGGUAUGCAUGUGUAUUUGGAAAACACCUUUCCAAACACACACAAAUAUUGACCCCUGUGGCCAUGACCUUGAAGUUAUUGUCAGAAUUUAGGUUUCAAAAAUUGGUUCUGUUAUUUAGCUGUCUUUCACAACUAUGAAGGUGUUUUUCGGGGGCAUAUGUCAUCCUAUGGAGAUAGCUCUUGUUUCUUAUUUUUUCCUUAUAAUUGAAAUAAUUAUAAAUCAUUUGGUAGUUCUUGUAUAUGGUAUGUUGAGGAUAAAUGCUUCAAUGUUGUGCCUAUAUUUUUUACACGUUUCCUGUAUGGUUUAUAAUAGUAAACAUCAAGAUCUGCGAAAUUCCUCAACAAUAUUGGGUAGAUCUAUAGUAUCAAAUAGCAUGAGAUCUUAAACAUCUGCAAUUAUAGAUGGUCAUAUUGUAUUAAAUGAGUGUUUAGACUGUAUGGUUCAGUUAUACUCAUAAUAAUUGUGAUAUUUUGUAUCAUUCAUUUGUUCUGUUUUUUAUUUGUACACAUGAGAUAGAGGUUAUGUUUGAUGUUGGUGAAAUUACCCAGUUGGCAGAAAUGUAUAACAAAGCCAUGGGGUUGUUAGUCCAAUUGUUUGCAGCACGGAGUGUAUAUUGAUUGUAAUCUAGAGUCCGUGUUUGCAGUAAAUCUAAGGAUUAAUCAUAAUUGUGCUUUUGUGUACCACUACACAUACAAACCCUCAUGAACAGUUAUAUACUGGUGAAUCGAACAGUUUGUUGUUAUUUCUUUAAAAAAAAACAGAACUAGUUUUUGUGACAGAAAUAUUUCAUUUAAAAAUAUUGCACUUGAAAUUUUCAGAUUUACUUUUCAUGCCUCGGUGGCAUAUAGCAGUUGAACUGUCAGUCUGUGCGUCCGUCCGAAAACUUUAACAUUGGCCAUAACUUUUGCAAUUUUGAAGAUAGCAACUUGAUAUUUGGCAUGCAUGUGUAUCUCAUGGAGCUGCACAUUUUGAGUGGUGAAGGGUCAAGGUCAAAGGUAAAAUAACAACAUCCAAGGGAAGUAACAAGCUUUAAAGGGAGAUAAUUUCUAUUUAUCAUUUUGCAGGUACAGAUCAUUUUCACAAUGGAAGUAAUAUUUUUAAAGGGAUGUAAUGAAAAAAAAUAUAUAUUCAAAGUGGCGCAGUAGGGAGCAUUGUGUGUCUGACAAACACAUCUCAUAUUUUAUUAUUCUUUAGAGAUUAUCAAAGGUAUAUGAUUGUUCAGAAAUUAUACAAAACUAGCCAUGCAUUUAUAGUAUAUUGAUAUGUUGAACGUUAAUAAAAAGAUUGAAUAAGCCUGAAAUAAGCAACAGUCAGUUACAUGUUAAAAGCAUAUGAAAAUUUAAUUUAAAACAAAUUCAAGGGUUCAUCUUGUAACGGUUGUAUCUGCUUCACAUUUCAAUGUAAGAUACAAUAGUUUCGUGUUAAGCCUGGAUUUGUGAAAAGUAAUAAAACGUUGAGUUUACAAACAUAAAUGAUGUGUUAUUGGUAUGCUGUUUUAUUUGAUUGGAUACCCUAUUUCACACCCCUUUUUUGUUUCACCAAUAUUUGUAAAUAUUGCCGUUUGUAUACAAUGUUUUGUAGAAAUAAAGGUGUUUACAAACAA
Messenger RNA from Dreissena polymorpha, 2803 nucleotides. Its product is annotated as microtubule nucleation factor SSNA1-like. The record is from RefSeq and is a predicted model, not a curated record. The coding region runs from base 98 to 451 and encodes 117 amino acids. NCBI's taxonomy places the organism in Eukaryota, Metazoa, Mollusca, Bivalvia, Myida, Dreissenidae. The transcript has 3 exons. Gene Ontology annotation, cellular component: centrosome; ciliary basal body.